AUUUGCCACAAAAACGAUCCUUGUGCUGCUAUCAUUGAAUUCGCUAGUCCCUUUGACGCUAAAAAGGUCUAUCGCAGCACAGAGCCAGUUUUUGAGAAUCGCUUCAUCAAGGUGUUUUGGGGUGCCAAUGUCAAUUUUGAAAAGAUUGCCAAUGGUAAGCCAAACAACCCUCCCCAAAACUGGACUGCUCCUUCAAAUGCACAAAAUCGACUACUACCUGCGUUUACGCCGUCUAAGCCCAACUCAGUUUCUUCAGCAAAAGCUUCUCAGCACUCCUCUGCGACAUCUCCGCCAAUACCAAAUAUCAGCACUAUUGAGAGGGAGAAGCUUCGCAAAGAGCUGAUUGAGGAGCACAAAGAACUGAGUGAGACGAUGGCGAACAAGGACAUGCUGCUGAAGAAAAUGAACAAUGCGAAAACGGCAGAGGAAAAGGCCAAAAUCAAAGGCCUGAUAGUGUUUACUAUGAAAAAGGCUGAGGAGCUUUCGAAGACGAUCAAAAGUAAAUACGAACGCCUUUCGCUGGCACAACGAACUGUUAAAGUGUACACGCCGAAUGUCGUUCACAAAGCUCAGCCAUCAGCGCCGGCACCGUUUCAUCUGUCACAUCCAUUGCCUAGUCCAUCAUCUGCGGCUUCCAACGACUUUGCGGACGACGAUGUGGCGAUGAACCAGGAAGAAGGAGGCCAUUCCACGAACGGUAGUGCAUCGAACGGAAACCAAGACAGGGAUCACCACUUUGCAGCUGAGGAUGAUGAUGAGGAGGUGGACGAGGAUGAGGAAUUUGAGGACUACGAAAAG
Messenger RNA from Rhagoletis zephyria (snowberry fruit fly), 798 nucleotides. Its product is annotated as RNA-binding protein 26-like. NCBI's taxonomy places the organism in Eukaryota, Metazoa, Arthropoda, Insecta, Diptera, Tephritidae. Gene Ontology annotation, cellular component: nucleus. The record is from RefSeq and is a predicted model, not a curated record. Gene Ontology annotation, molecular function: RNA binding.